AUGGGUAGCUUGUUUUCAGUCUUGUGCAAUGAAGAAGAAGCUAAGAAAUUGGAUUGGAGUAAUAGGGUGACUAUCAUUAAAGGUGUAGCCUUAUCCUACAUGCAGAAUGAUGUGUCCCCGCCAAUCGUUCAUCGAGACAUAUCCAGCAAGAACAUUUUGCUAGACGCUGACUAUGAGGUUCACAUCUCAGACUUUGGCACUGCUAAGCUUCUAGAGCAUGACUCAUCUAACCGGACUGCCGUUGCUGGCACAGUUGGAUACAUAGCACUAGGUAAUCCAUCAAGCUUUUCUGGAGUUGGAGUUUCUGGAGUUCUGAAGAAAGCCUUGGUUCCCGAGUUUGGGUGGUGUAUGGAACAAAAAUGGGUUGUGGAGUCUCUUGAAGGCAAGAUAAAUGAGUUGGAAAGACAAUUGGCGUCCUUGAAACAAGAGAGACAAGAAGUGGGGGAAAAACUCCUUCAAAGGAGUAAGCAGUGUUUCCAAAGCCAAGGACAACUGAAAAAAAUAGAGGCCGAAUUGAAAAAUUCCGAGCCUAGGUGUAUGCAACUUGAGAGUGACCUUCAGGAUACUAGUUGUACCUUGGGAGCUCUUAAAGCUUUAUUAGCCGAGUAA
Rosa chinensis is the source of this 609-nucleotide messenger RNA. Its product is annotated as protein NSP-INTERACTING KINASE 3-like. The transcript has 2 exons. The record is from RefSeq and is a predicted model, not a curated record. Gene Ontology annotation, biological process: protein phosphorylation. The coding region runs from base 1 to 609 and encodes 202 amino acids. Gene Ontology annotation, molecular function: ATP binding; protein kinase activity. Lineage: Eukaryota; Viridiplantae; Streptophyta; Magnoliopsida; Rosales; Rosaceae.